UUUAGAGCCCUCUGAUCACGCGUGUACCAUGAGAGGGGCAGGAUCACUCCCGCAGAGGGGCAGGAUCGUGUUUUAUAUCAAUUUAAUGAGUACGAACCUAUGGCUUGAUCUGGCUUGUUCAUCGCAUGCCAAGCGUGCGCCAGAUCCAAAGGAGGGCGAAGAUGAUCACGAGGCAUCUCAAUUGCAAGGGUUACAAGGGACCACAAGACUUCAUAGUAUUCUUGAAUGAAUCCACGGUUUACAAAUCCUAGGCUAAUGGAAGCGAACUAAUCAGCCUCGGAAACAGAGAUUAAGGAUUAGCUGAGCUAGUCGUGAGCGUUGCAGUAUGGAUCGGGAUUAGGCAACCGUGAGGCCAGGACGGACUAGCCCAAAUUGGACACCGCAGGCCAAUAUCAAUACAUGAUGUAUGCAACUUUGUGGUAUUCUACUCAUUUUAUCCGGCUGCUACCUGUUUACCGACAACAAGCGCAUAUUGCUGUCCAGACUAAUAGCCGCUCCCAGCGAUCGUCUGAACGCAUUACCACAACCAUUGCUCUACUACAUAGCUCUAGGACUGGCAAUUGCAGGAUUUGUAGCGGUGCUGGCAUCCGUCGUGGGCUUUUGGGCCAGUUGCCUGCAUACCUAUUGCUUUCUCAGUAUCUACUUUUUGAGCGUCGUGGUCUUACUCCUGACCGAGUCCGUAAUAUGCCUGGCCAUUACUCUCUGGCCGCACUGCUUGGGCAUUAGCCUAGAUGAGAGUCAAAUGGUAAAAUCUUUGCAGACCUAUUACGGUGUACCGGGACAGGAGCAGUUCACCAAUGCCAUGGACUUGGCACAGACUCGCUUUGGCUGCUGCGGAAUGAAAAGUUCGUUGGACUACGACACAUCGUUGUGGCGUCUGCAAAGCUAUGGGCAAACCAAUUGGCCUGUUCCAUUAAGUUGCUGUGUACUGGAAAAUGCACCACAGCCAUUGGCGUAUCUGGAUCCGAAGCCAGCAAAUGAGUCUCAGUGUCAGUCCCUGGAGCAUUUAUCCUAUGAGAGGGAGCGCUAUACGGAAUCAUGUCUGCUCCAUCUAGACAUCUGGUAUCGGGAGCAGUAUAGUGUUUUCCUUGGCGCCAGUCUACUAAUGGCUGUUGUUGAGUUCUGUGUCCUGCUCGCCAUUAUAAUGAGCUGCACGGGCCUUGCCUCCCAAAAGGCCAGGCUUGAAAAUAUUCAAAACUUGACAGUUCAAAAGCGCAGACGGCUUACAGCGCUGUCACAUCGUGGUCUUGUGGAGAACAUAUAUGAACCGGAGGUGGAACUCAGAGUAAACUCUGGUCACAGUACGAACGGCAUAUGCCUGGGAGGACCUAGCAGACACGUAAGCAGCGAGGAUUUCACGGAGUUGUAUCUAAAGCCCAGCGAUCUGCACACGCACCGCAACAAUGCAUCCUUUGAACCAAAUUCUGCCAACUUCCAUGCGCAGACAAGAAAUUAUUUGGUUUAACCUAUGAAACUCUAAGCUGAUUGAAGGUUGUGAAACUCAACGCAAUGCGAAGCUACGACGACAUUUGGAGCCACCUUAUAUACAUAUGUGCAUACAGGAAAUUAACACAAUGUAUACUACUAAUUUUAUUUUGUUUGCAAAUUUGUGCAAAUUUAACAAAAUAUCUCAAAAAUUUUAAAGAAUUAUUUUAA
Molecule: messenger RNA, 1656 nt
Organism: Drosophila miranda
Lineage: Eukaryota; Metazoa; Arthropoda; Insecta; Diptera; Drosophilidae
Gene: Tsp68C
Product: tetraspanin-8
Exons: 3
Coding region: 407-1465 (352 amino acids)
Cellular component (GO): membrane
Source: RefSeq, a predicted model, not a curated record